AUGGCAUACGUUAGUAGGGGAGCGUGGAGCCAAAAACGCAGGCAGGCCCGUGGAAUGCCCUAUUGUUACCACAAACGCUCUUCUAGUUCUUCUAGCUCUUCUAGCUCUUCUAGCUCUUCUAGCUCUUUUAGCUCUUCUAGCCCUUCUAACUGUUCUAGAUCUUCUAGAUCUUCUAGCUCUUCUAUCUCAUCCAGCUCUUCUAGCUCUUCUAGCUCUUCUAGCUCUUCUAACUCUUUUAGCUCUUCUAGCUCUUCUAGCGUUUCUAGCUCUUCUAGCUCUUCUAGCUCUUCUAGCUCUUCUAGCUCUUCUAGCGUUUCUAGCUCUUCUAGCUCUUUUAGCUCUUCUAGCUCUUCUAGCUCUUCUAGCUCUUCUAGCUCUCCUAGCUCUUCUAGCUCUUUUAGCUCUUCUAGCUCUUCUAGCUCUUCUAGCUCUUCUAGCUCUUCUAGCUCUUCUAGCUCUUUUAGCUCUUCUAGCUCUUCUAGCUCUUCUAGCUCUUCUAGCUCUUCUAGCUCUUCUAGCUCUUCUAGCUCUUCUAGCUCUUCUAGCUCUACUAGCUCUUCUAGCUCUACUAGCUCUUCUAGCUCUAUUAGCUCUUCUAGCUCUUCUAGCUCUUCUAGCUCUUCUAGCUCUUCUAGCUCUUCUAGCUCUUCUAGUUCGACCGAGAAGUGGACUACGAUGAUAUACGAGAAAGAGAUGCUGGUGAGCAACAAACACUCGGAUACGGCUCGUGGGGCAAAGGAUUCAUCUAUACAAAUCGGUGACACGGUACUAAUGGCACAACAACGAAAGUCAAAAAUGGAUCCCACGUUUGGAGAAGAACGGUUCAAAGUGGUGGCCAGACACGGAGCUAAAGUUGUUAUACUGAGCAGGAGCGGUGUACAGUAUACCCGAAAUUUGCACGAUGUGAAACUAGCACCAACCGAAUACCAUGUCGACGGAUUUGAUCACGGGGACAAUACAAGUGGUCCGUCACAACCUUCUUCGAAUGUUCCUUUGACAGCAGACGACGAUAAUCACCCGAAAAUAGAUGCAGCGGCGCGUCUUUCGUCAGGCAAUCGGGAAAAUAGGGCACAUCCAGCGAGCCUGUAG
This is a messenger RNA of Aedes albopictus (Asian tiger mosquito), 1089 nucleotides long. RefSeq lists its product as uncharacterized. NCBI's taxonomy places the organism in Eukaryota, Metazoa, Arthropoda, Insecta, Diptera, Culicidae. Bases 1 to 1089 code for a protein of 362 amino acids. The transcript is spliced from 3 exons. The record is from RefSeq and is a predicted model, not a curated record.